Molecule: messenger RNA, 3626 nt
Organism: Gigantopelta aegis
Lineage: Eukaryota; Metazoa; Mollusca; Gastropoda; Neomphalida; Peltospiridae
Product: ergothioneine biosynthesis protein 1-like
Exons: 19
Coding region: 1211-3478 (755 amino acids)
Source: RefSeq, a predicted model, not a curated record
UAUGGCUCUCUGGCAAUUCUCUUGUUUGAAGUACGAAUGACUUCAGGUUCCAGUCUUCAGUGAUGUGAGAAGUUGUUAUAGUAACAUGAGACUGGGUUGCUCUACUUGUCCAUCCAUCAGUCGUGAGUGCUACUGGGACAUCCUUGAGACUGGAAAUAACGUCAGCGCGACAUUCCUGGUACAUGUUAGGUAUGACAGUUUCAGCGAAAUAAGUGCGUGAUGGUAAGUGGUACCUCGGAUCAAGUUGUUCAACCAUAUCUUUGAAACCUUCGUUUGACACAAUGCUGAACGGUCGGAGAUCUUUAACUAUAAAUCUUCCGAUAGCUUUAGUGACAGUUUUAUGUCUUUCGCCGGUAGUUUUAUAUUUCGUUGUCUGUAAGAAAAUGCUCGGUAUGGUUUGUGGGAGCAUUGCAGCCAUUGAUACGUUCUUCUGUGUAGAUGAAGUAGUCGAAGCUGUACCACUUUUUGUAUUAAUUUUGUGAUGACGAUUCAAGUGUGUGCUAAGAUUAGUAGUUCCACCACUAAAUCGAACGUCCAUUUUACAUCUUUUACAAACUGCCAACCCCUCCUGAAUUUCGCCCGUGUCUUUUCGUUUCUUCAGUUGAAAAUUUUCCCAAACGCCACUUUUUGCCUUUUUGUUUGAAAUUAAUUCAAAUUCCAUUAUUUGUUAUCUGUCCUGACCGGCACAACCUGUCACGAACACAUCUCAGUAACAAAUGCAACUGAUGUAAGAACCGAUCGGCAAAGACUUAAUGUCGGCAAAAAAUUAAAGAUGGCUGAAUUUCAGAUCAUAAACAUCAAACGCAUUAUCAAAAACAAUUAAACAUCAAACACGUCGGUGUUUCUUUGAUGGUCAGUUACUAAAUACUCGUUGCACGUGUUUUUCUUGGAUCAAAGUUAAUAGACCUAAAUGAUUAUAUAAACAACGACAUUUAUUAGCAUAAUGUUCUUCUUGGUCAUUUUUUAAUUUUUAUUUUUAGCACACAGAUGUUACGGUGUCAAACUAGUUGUAAAUUGUCGCAUUGGGAAAUCCUUACUAUCGGGCUUUCCCGUUGCUGCUCGCUUGAUACGGAAAUGUACGUAUUCAGUCGUAAUCUUCCGGCAGAUCGACCGAACCAAAGGUUAUUGGCCGAAACGAUCAGCAGAAGUAUUCCGAGUUCAGGCGAAAACAGCGACUUUUUUGCUGUCAUUUAAAAAAAAAAAUUGCAACAUGUUGACCAAAGUUCUCACCGGUCAGCUAACAUUUACAUCACUCAAACCACUGGACCUGUCCAGAUGUACCAAGCAACAGCUUCAAGACUACUUUAUAAACACCUAUGAUUUGUAUGAGAGUCUGUUCACGUCACUGAAAGAUGAAACGGCCUUCUACAAGUGUCCUAAUCGACUGCGCCUCUCUUUGAUUUUUUACUUCGCUCACACCGCCGCUGUCUAUGUCAACAAGUUGAUGCUGGCUGGAAUGUUGAAGGAGAGAAUAAAUCUGCAGUUUGAGACCAUGUUUGAGACAGGAGUGGACGAAAUGUCUUGGGAUGACACAGAGAACUACCGUAUGGGUGGGUCGUACAAGUGGCCAUCUGUCGAUGAUGUUGUUGCUUAUCGCUACAGUGUUCGCAACAUGAUUCUCAAGGUCAUUAAGGACACACCAUUGGAUCUGCCUGUUACCAUGGAGAGUUCAUGGUGGGCUCUUCUGAUGGGAAUGGAGCAUGAGAGGAUCCAUCUUGAAACAUCCUCUGUUCUCAUUCGUCAGCUUCCAGUUGACAUGGUAACCAAGCCAGAUGGAUGGGUUUAUGGCCCAGUCAAGUGUGGUGAACCUGUGAAAGACAACCCUUUAGUGAGGGUCAAAGGUCAGGAGGUGACAAUUGGCAAACCAGACAGUUUUCCUUCAUACGGGUGGGACAAUGAGUAUGGAGAACUGAAAUGUGUUGUUCCACCCUUUGAGGCCUCCAAAUACCUAGUGACGAAUCAUCAGUUUCUCAAGUUUGUUAAAGAUGGUGGCUACUUGAAGAAGGAAUUCUGGUCCAAGGAAGGUUGGCAAUGGCUCCAGUUAAGACAAGCAAAGCAUCCAACUUUCUGGAUAUGCUUUGAAGGUUGCAAGUCAGGCUGUGGAUACGAUCUUUCCACAUAUUCUCAUUGCCAGCUUCCUUCCCAUGACAUAGUGGGAAAACAAGAAGAAUCUGGAUUCCAAAACGGCAGUUCCAGCCAGAUGCAGUACAUGUACCGAGCAAUGUUUGAUGUUAUUGCCCUGCCCAUGAACUGGCCGGUAGAAUGCAAUUACCAUGAAGCCAAGGCGUUCUGCUGCUGGCUGGGAGCAGACUACCGACUGCCGGGAGAGGCAGAGCACCAUGUGAUGAGAGGUCUUCAGGAUUCAGAAAGACUAGAAACCAGCAGUGACAUCAUCUAUAACGACAAGAUUGAAGCCAGCUUGAACUUCCAAUAUGGCUCCUCAACUCCUGUUAACAUGUACCCAGCAACAGAGGCUGGUUUUUGCGACGUGUUCGGCAACGUCUGGGAGUGGGUAGAAGAUCACUUCAAUGGGCUGCCUGGUUUCAGAUCUAACAGGUUUUACGAUGAUUACUCAACCCCCAGUUUUGAUGGACAACACAAUAUUAUUCUGGGUGGAUCUUGGAUUUCAAAUGGUGACGUAGCUUCUCGUUUUGUUCGAUUUGCAUUCAGACGUCAUUUUCUCCAACACUGUGGCUUCCGUGUGGCUCGAAGUCUGGCAGACAAUGAACCCACCAAACUACCCAUCAGGCUAAUCAUUUCAGAAGUUUUUGUUGUUGGCUUUGGAGUCCAGGAUGUGCCAGAGUUCAUAGAUGAGAACAAGUGUGACCUGAUUCGAGUUCCGUCAACCAACACACAGUUUGCCUACGACAUACGCACAGCGUUGGAGGGGAUCCUUGAUCUGGAGUUUGGAUAUCGGGAUGGGUUUGCUAAUGUAGUUGUUAAUUUGUGCAACUCGUACACCCGGUUCUUCAAGACUGGCACCUCGUCUGUGGUACACCUUGGAUCAGGAACCGGACGGGCAGCCUUUGAGCUGAGCAAAGUUUUCAGUAAAGUUUUGGGUGUGGAGUAUAGUGGACGAUUUGUUGACACUGCACUCAAGAUUCAGAAAAAACGCAGUCUUUCAUUUGUUUGUGAUAAUGGAGAAUCAAGGGAGAUUACUCUGGAUGACAGCUGCAACCCUGAGAGCAUUGUAUUUAAACAGCUGACUUGGAUUCCGAAUGAAGUCGCUUCCCAUGACCUGACACUAAUUACCAACAUGAAUCGACUUCUCAAUCCUACAGCUUGGCUUUUGCGCUUGUGGGAAAUCACACAACCUGAUGGGAUUGCAGUUGUUGCCAGUGACGACUGCACUUGGCAUUGUCAGAAACUACAACCUAUUUUGAGCAACAGACUCAAGUGCAUGAGCACUCAGGAAGUUCCAUUCCAGGGACCAGCUGGGGAGAAGGUUGCCAUGGUUACAGUCUGGAAACGGAUCUGAGACCAACACACCCAUUUACAGUGGAAUCAUAAAUAUUUUACACAUUUUACCACAGCCUUGAUAUUUUUUUCAAGUCCCUAUUUUAAAUAAUGUUCUCUUUCUAGCCUGUGCACCAUGACUGGUAUAUCAACGGCCAUGGUAUGUGCUA